This is a messenger RNA of Lottia gigantea (owl limpet), 534 nucleotides long. RefSeq lists its product as hypothetical. The annotation marks the transcript as partial. NCBI's taxonomy places the organism in Eukaryota, Metazoa, Mollusca, Gastropoda, Lottiidae. The record is from RefSeq and is a predicted model, not a curated record. The transcript has 2 exons.
UUGGAUUGUCGUCUGCUAGGGCAGUGGAAUAGCUCAGUCAGUAGUGAGUUGGAUUGUCGUCUGCUAGGACAUUGGAAUAGCUCAGUCGGUUGUGAGUUGGAUUGUUUUCUGCUAGGACAGUGGAAUGGCUCAGUCUGUUGUGAGUUGGAUUGUCGUCUACUAGGACAUGAGUUGGAUUGUCGUCUGCUAGGACAGUGGAAUAGCUCAGUCAGUAGAGAGUUGGAUUGUCGUCUGCUAGGACAGUGGAAUGGCUCAGUCUGUUGUGAGUUGGAUUGUCGUCUGCUAGGACAGUGGAAUAGCUCAGUCAGUAGUGAGUUAGAUUGUCGUCUGCUAGGACAGUGGAAUAGCUCAGUCUGUUGUGAGUUGGAUUGUUGUCUGCUAGGACAGUGGAAUAGCUCAGUCAGUAGUGAGUUAGAUUGUCGUCUGCUAGGACAGUGGAAUAGCUCAGUCUGUUGUGAGUUGGAUUGUCGUCUGCUAGGACAGUGGAAUAGCUCAGUCAGUAGUGAGUUGGAUUGUCGUCUGCUAGGACAGUAG